Durio zibethinus is the source of this 1297-nucleotide messenger RNA. NCBI's taxonomy places the organism in Eukaryota, Viridiplantae, Streptophyta, Magnoliopsida, Malvales, Malvaceae. The record is from RefSeq and is a predicted model, not a curated record.
AUUAUUUUAUUUUUUCAUACCCUUGUUGCCCUCUCGGACAACAAAAACAAAGGCCUCAGUCCUCAGCUACUCUGUCUCUAUCUCUUCAAAGUUCUACCUUUUGCAGCUGAAGACUUGAAGAAAAGUGAAAAACAAGAAAAACCCAGAACUGUAAUGACAGAUAAUAGGGAUAAUGACAAUUUAACAUCAACCGAUAAUUCGUUUGGAAAGCUUCCUGAUCAUCUCCUAAUUGAAAUUUUCAUCAGAGUGCCAGUUUUAGAGUGGGCAAAAGUAUCUUGUGUCAAAAAACAGUGGGCCAACUUGUUUCAUGGAGAAUGCUUGUGGCAAGCUGCUUUAGUGAGGACAUUUCCUUUGGCUAGCCAAGAUAAAAGGUGGCCUGGACCUAUUCCUCGAGAACUAAGCAAAAGGAGAUUUGCUGCUUUAUAUGUAAGUAAACACAUCUUUGCACUAGACGAUGAGAUAGAUGAGAUUGUGGGCCAUACAUAUUUAUUUUUGAAAGAGCAGCUUGAACUUUCAACUAUGCCACCUCAUUCUGGGAUACUCCAUGGAACCAUAAUUGCAGAUCAGUUUAUUGCUUGCGGUAAAUCAAGAGACGUCACCCAUGAGCUUGCUUCACAGAUUUGGUUGGCAGUUCUUGACAAUUUGGAAGAAAAUCAGCACACAUUUCUUUUACUUAAGCGUCUUGCUCUGGAGGGGGACGUUUUUCUUCCAUUCCCAUACUCUAGAUCAAUCAAAGUCCAAUGGAGGGUGUUCGAGAAGCUUUUCACCGAUUUUCGUGACUGCGUCAAUCAUGCAGAUUACUAUGAUCUACUGGCAAUGGCAAAGAAUGAGUUUCAACCAAUACCGUCUGCAUGGCUAGGUUACUAGUCUUCCAAAUGUAUAUCAUGGAUUAUUGAUCCCCAAAGACGAAGAGUAUAUCCUCCUGGAUCAGGCAACCAAUUCGCGCAUAUGAACACGAGUGUUUACCUCCACUCAACGCCUUCUGCAUUCCUCGGCAACUUCAUCGGGUAAAGUUGUCGUUACCCUGUUUCAUAAAGAAGUGCAUAUUGUAUUCUAUGAAUCAACCAUUCUUAUAAAUGUUGAAUAUUACACCUCAAACUUAAUGUGAAUUCUUAGACUGUUACAGUUACACAGUUUGUGAAAAGAAGUUUGUGACAUUGAUAUCGCUGGGAUUUUUCGAUAACCAUUAUAUUUUGUUGUUCUACUUCAGCUUGUUAUUCUUAGUAAAACCAUCCUAUUUAUUACAUCUAUUUCAUGUGAAGAAGACAGAGUUGUUGCAUAUUGUAAGCAAGCAAAU